Molecule: messenger RNA, 6713 nt
Organism: Tupaia belangeri chinensis (Chinese tree shrew)
Lineage: Eukaryota; Metazoa; Chordata; Mammalia; Scandentia; Tupaiidae
Gene: KCNH1
Product: potassium voltage-gated channel subfamily H member 1
Exons: 12
Coding region: 164-3127 (987 amino acids)
Biological process (GO): potassium ion transmembrane transport; regulation of membrane potential
Cellular component (GO): voltage-gated potassium channel complex; plasma membrane
Molecular function (GO): delayed rectifier potassium channel activity
Source: RefSeq, a predicted model, not a curated record
GCGAGGGUGGCAGCUGGAGGGAGCCGCCGCCCCUGCCCGCCCGGGUCCCCGUGGGGCGCAUGGGGCGCUUUUUGCCCGCAUCGCGCGCGGACCCCGCGCCCAGUUUCCUACUGCCGUGAGAAGCCGCGCCGGGACGCCCCACAAACCCCGGGUCGCAGGGAGGAUGACCAUGGCCGGGGGCAGGAGGGGACUGGUGGCCCCGCAGAACACGUUUCUGGAGAAUAUUGUCCGGCGGUCCAAUGAUACGAAUUUUGUGUUGGGGAAUGCCCAGAUAGUGGACUGGCCUAUCGUGUACAGCAAUGAUGGAUUUUGCAAGCUGUCUGGCUAUCACAGGGCGGAAGUGAUGCAAAAAAGCAGUACUUGCAGUUUUAUGUAUGGAGAACUGACUGACAAAGACACUAUUGAAAAGGUGCGGCAAACAUUUGAAAACUAUGAGAUGAAUUCCUUUGAAAUUUUAAUGUACAAGAAGAACAGGACACCUGUGUGGUUCUUUGUGAAAAUUGCUCCAAUUCGAAACGAACAGGAUAAAGUGGUUUUAUUUCUUUGCACUUUCAGUGACAUAACAGCUUUCAAACAGCCAAUUGAGGAUGAUUCAUGUAAAGGCUGGGGGAAGUUUGCUCGGCUGACCAGAGCACUGACAAGCAGCAGGGGCGUCCUGCAGCAGCUGGCGCCCAGUGUGCAAAAAGGCGAGAACGUCCACAAGCACUCCCGCCUGGCAGAGGUCCUGCAGCUGGGCUCAGACAUUCUUCCCCAAUACAAGCAAGAGGCACCAAAGACUCCCCCUCACAUCAUUUUACAUUAUUGUGUUUUUAAGACCACAUGGGAUUGGAUCAUCUUGAUUUUGACCUUCUACACAGCCAUCUUGGUCCCUUACAAUGUCUCCUUUAAAACCAGGCAGAACAACGUGGCCUGGCUGGUUGUGGAUAGCAUUGUGGAUGUCAUUUUUCUGGUGGACAUUGUGCUGAAUUUUCAUACCACCUUUGUUGGACCAGCAGGGGAGGUGAUUUCCGACCCCAAACUCAUCCGCAUGAACUACUUGAAGACAUGGUUUGUGAUUGAUCUUCUGUCCUGUUUGCCAUAUGAUGUCAUCAACGCUUUUGAGAACGUGGAUGAGGUUAGUGCCUUUAUGGGUGAUCCAGGGAAGAUUGGUUUUGCUGAUCAGAUUCCACCACCACUGGAGGGGAGAGAGAGUCAGGGCAUCAGCAGUUUGUUCAGCUCUCUCAAGGUAGUCCGGCUGCUCCGUCUUGGGCGAGUGGCCCGUAAGCUGGACCACUACAUUGAAUAUGGAGCUGCUGUGCUGGUCUUGCUGGUGUGUGUGUUUGGUCUGGCUGCCCAUUGGAUGGCCUGCAUCUGGUACAGCAUUGGAGACUAUGAAAUCUUUGACGAGGACACCAAGACAAUCCGCAACAACAGCUGGCUCUACCAACUAGCCAUGGACAUUGGCACCCCCUACCAGUUUAAUGGAUCUGGCUCAGGGAAGUGGGAAGGUGGUCCCAGCAAGAAUUCCGUCUAUAUCUCCUCAUUGUAUUUCACCAUGACCAGCCUCACCAGCGUGGGCUUUGGGAACAUUGCCCCAUCCACAGACAUCGAGAAGAUCUUUGCAGUGGCCAUCAUGAUGAUUGGCUCACUUCUCUACGCCACCAUCUUUGGGAACGUGACAACCAUUUUUCAACAGAUGUACGCCAACACCAACAGGUACCAUGAGAUGCUCAACAGUGUCCGGGACUUCCUGAAGCUCUACCAGGUGCCAAAAGGGUUGAGUGAGCGAGUCAUGGAUUAUAUUGUGUCCACCUGGUCCAUGUCCAGAGGCAUCGACACCGAGAAGGUUCUGCAGAUCUGCCCCAAGGACAUGAGAGCUGACAUUUGUGUGCAUCUGAACCGCAAGGUGUUCAAGGAACACCCAGCCUUCCGGCUAGCCAGUGAUGGCUGCCUGCGGGCUCUGGCCAUGGAGUUCCAGACGGUACACUGUGCCCCAGGAGACCUCAUCUACCACGCAGGAGAGAGUGUUGACAGCCUCUGCUUUGUGGUUUCUGGCUCCCUGGAGGUGAUCCAGGAUGACGAAGUGGUGGCCAUUCUAGUGAAAGGAGACGUAUUUGGAGACGUAUUCUGGAAGGAGGCCACCCUUGCCCAGUCCUGUGCCAAUGUUAGGGCUUUGACCUACUGCGACUUGCAUGUGAUCAAACGGGAUGCCCUACAGAAAGUACUGGAAUUCUACACAGCUUUCUCCCACUCCUUCUCCAGAAACCUGAUCCUCACCUACAACUUGAGGAAGAGGAUUGUGUUCCGGAAGAUCAGUGAUGUGAAACGGGAAGAGGAAGAGCGUAUGAAGCGGAAGAACGAGGCGCCCCUGAUCUUGCCCCCAGAUCACCCGGUCCGGCGACUCUUCCAGAGGUUCCGACAGCAGAAAGAGGCCAGGCUGGCUGCAGAGCGAGGGGGCCGGGACCUGGAUGACCUGGAUGUAGAGAAGGGCAGUGUCCUCACAGAGCACGCCUCUGCCAACCACAGCCUGGUGAAGGCCAGUGUGGUCACUGUCCGCGAAAGCCCUGCCACGCCUGUGUCCCUCCAGACCACCCCUGCCUCUGGAGUGCCUGACCACGCCAAGCUGCAAGCACCAGGGUCCGAGUGCCUGGGCCCCAAGGGGGGUGAUUGCGCCAAGCGCAAAGGCUGGGCCCGCUUCAAAGAUGCUUGUGGAAAGAGCGAGGACUGGAACAAGGUGUCCAAGGCUGAGUCCAUGGAGACACUCCCCGAGCGGACAAAGGCAUCGGGCGAGGCCACACUAAAGAAGACGGACUCGUGUGACAGCGGCAUCACCAAGAGCGACUUGCGCCUGGACAACGUCGGCGAGGCCAGGAGCCCGCAGGACCGCAGCCCCAUCUUGGCGGAGGUCAAGCACUCGUUCUACCCCAUCCCUGAGCAGACGCUGCAGGCCACCGUCCUGGAGGUGAGGCUGGAGCUGAAGGAGGACAUCAAGGCCUUGAACGCCAAGAUGACCAACAUCGAGAAACAGCUCUCUGAGAUCCUCAGGAUAUUAACUUCCAGAAGGUCCUCUCAGUCUCCUCAGGAGCUGUUUGAAAUAUCCAGGCCCCAGUCCCCGGAAUCGGAGAGAGAGAUUUUUGGAGCAAGCUGAGAGGUUCUGUUAAAAAGAAAGUCAAAGACAAAAACUGUCAACCCCGCCCUCAACACCACCCCCACCACACACGCCCACAUGACCAACGAUUUGCAAAGUCAGCUUAUCCUGGCAGAAAACCACGUGGGGCCAGUGACUUAGGCAUACGCUCUUUCUGAAAAAGAUACGGGAAGGGUAGCAUGUCCCCACCCUGCAAGAUGGCAGCUGCAUUCAAACUGUCUCUGCACAAUUUUGGAAGAAGGGGCAUGCUGUCUAAAGGGUAUUUUCCUUCCUUUUAAAUUUUUUACUACCUUGAUAUUUGUAAAAGAUCAAAAUGACCAGAAAAGAGUAGCAGCCGUUUAGGGGUUGGUGGGAGAAUGCCAAGAGCCCCUCGUGUGUGUACAUGCUGGGUUCCUCUGCCGAGACCCCCCACAGACGGUGGUGGGCCCAGCACUCCCCUCCUUGUGCAGUCCACGUCUGACACCACCGCAGAUUGUUCUAUAGUCAUCAUUUGUAACAAGCUCGGGACAAGGGGAGCUUGAGGGACAGGGAGAGUGGAGCCUUUCGACUUCCUGUCCUUCAUGUUUAGGCCCCAAAGCAAUGCAGGUGCCAGGCGUGCCUCCCAUAGAUGCUUAGAAUCCUCAGGUCUCCUUUCUAAGAAGAAGUGGGCAAAGGUAGGAUCCGGGGAGCACCCUAGCUUCCCGGAUCUCCUGUGGUGUGGUCUGCAGCCUGCUUCCAUAGGGUCGUUGUAGACGGGGAGAGAUCCCAAGGCCCAGGGAACUCUCCUGGGAACCUCUGGCUCUGUUCCACGCCGCUGGCCUCCCCACACCGGCUCCUUUGCUUCUCCACCUCCUCAGUCUCUUCCCAAGUGUUCUCAUGGCAUGUCCUCAGGGUAUGGAGCAUCGGCAGGAAGGGUCUUGAGCCCAGAGUUGCUUUACUAACAAAGCAGACACACACUCACACACACAACCUCAGAAAAAUGAUUGUUGCAAGUGCUAUGUUUAUAUUUUGAUUCUCACCGGGAUUGCCCUUCAAAAGUUUGUCUAUGUCCACCGUACAAGGCCAGUAGAGGACACUGGGGAGCCAUGCUGGUCUUAUCUUACAGCCAACCUGUUUCCUACUAAAGUCAGGACUUCAAGAGAAACCAGGAAAAGACUGGCAAAGCAGAAGGAGAAAGGUGGCAUGGAGCAGCAGUCACUGCACAUGGGGACACACCUGGGAUCAGGUUAUGAAUGUGGAGUUAGCCCAAGUGUCAGGACCCUAAAUCCACCCUGAGAAUGUGGAUCUAGGAGAACAGGUGACAGUGUGGACUGCUCACGCAGGGCUCUGCCCUCUGCCUGUAUCACACCUUCCCCGGCCCUCUGCUGGGCAUUCUUUGCUGCCCAAAUUCUGAAGCCCAGCAUCAAUUCCCCUCAGUACUGAAGAUACUGAAUGUUUCUGAACUCCUGUCUGGGCCUGCCCGUCUCUCCUCUCCUAGAGCUAUUUAGUGGGCAUGACACAUUCCAGGACUCGGUCUCUCUUGGCUUGCAGGGCUGGCAUAGACAGCUCUGGGGAUCGGACCUGAGCGGCCAAGGGUAGAAUCCUGCCCCAGACUUGAGCACACAUGUAGCUCCCCAGAUUAGGCGUAGCCCCCAAUGGCACCAUACAAAGACGAGGUGUAAUUUCUCAAGGCCGAGUCAACGCUAAGACUCGGGGCAGAGACUGUAAAAUACCUGGAACACCAGCUCCCCCUAAACACUCUGGCUUGCUACUCUUUAAACGUGCUUGUUAACCUGCUUCUACCACUUAAGACCUAGUACUUGUAAGCAGAGCCCUAACAGCCAAUUUCAGAUGUAUCUGUCCCUGGAGCCUCAUCGCUGUCUCUGCCUGUCUGGGGACUUGAUGACUGACUCCUGCCCAUUACCCCACUGGCUAAUGUGGACAGACCCUGCCACGUCCUCCUGGCUCAACCUGAGUUAAGAAGUCACUGGAGCCGAAGAGCAAAGAGGCUGAAGCCUGUGUGGGCCAGACUUGUUCUGAUGGGAAAUAAAACUUCAGGAAAGCACUCCCGGACUGAUGCAAAUCAGGUGGAGUCUGACACUGCAGGGGGAACCUGCUCAUCUCAGGGUCCCAGGCCACAGCUGCUGAGGGUGACAGAGCACCAUGAGUGUGGCUGUAGAUGCUUUUAUUCUUCUCUAAGGAUGUGGAGGAAUUGUUUUGUUUUCUCUGAAAAACCAUUUUAAAACGAGCCAACCUUUUAUCCUUUCAGUGUCUGGACUUGCACUUGGCCAUAGGGCACUUUGUGCUACUGUUCACCUGGGCCAGAAUCGCUCUGGGCUCCUGCACAAGGGCCACAGGCAUCCGCUCUAUCAUAGUAAGUCGUUAUCUGGUGGCUGAAGGGAGAUGUGAGAAAAAGUUAGUAGGUAUUAGACUUUAGAAAAAUUAUGUCAGAGACAAAGAUUUGCAUUAAUGCAAUGCUACAUUACACUAAUAAUGCGACACCAUGGCCCGAAUAUUAUAAGCUGUGCCCGUUUCAGCAGCCUUUUGGAAAUACAUUUCUUGCUUUGAUUUCUUAUUAUACCUGCAACCUCCUAGAUCCCCUGUCCUGGAGUCAUCCACUUUCCAAAAGUGAGACUAGCAAGGCAAGGGAUAAAGAUGCCUUCCACCACCUCACCCCAGCCAGCCAGCUUCUACUCCCAGAGCCUCAGGUGGAAGGUGGACAUGUUAAGUCCACUGUCGAGCUUUUGUUCCAAGCCAGUGGAAUAACCGACAACCUCUUGGUGAAAGAAGAACAUCGCACCCCCUCAUCGCACUGCCCACCACAUCUCACAGGCGCUCUGGGAAAUUUAGACGCCCUGGUGGACAUACAAGUUGCUGAUGUGCAUUUUGAUUCAAAGAUUGUACUAUGUCUCGCAAUAAAGACAGCCUUAAGACCCUUGAAUGGAACUCCAACUAUGAGGGAGCUGCCAACGCCCCUUCCUCUCUCCUCACUGGGUGUUGCUUAAAGAGGAGGCCCAUUGAGGGCACACUUGAGCCCCUGGCCAGCUUCCCCUGCUGCCACUAAACCAUUGUUAAUGCUCCAUAUACUGCCUUUUCACUUGCUUCAAUAAAAAUUACCUUCACCAGCUCCUGUGGCCUCCACCUGGAGACUUCACUAACUGCGACCAUCAGAGAAAGUACCGUUUUCUCACCAAAGGCAUUCAUGUUGAGAAGUUUUAAUUUUCACCCCUCCCCCAAGGUUCAUUCAAAAGAAUCAAUGUGAAUUUACCUGCAGCUUAAAUUAGUUUAGAAAGAAACUUAUUCUCAUGCAAGCAUGUGAGACUUACUCUGGAACCUCUAGAACUGGACUUGAAAACCCUGCAAGGUGCUGGACCCCAGGGUGCCCUCCCCACCUGCCAUUAAACUUUUUCUUUGAGCCAUUGUCUCUUUAUCUGUGACAUCUGUGUCAUACAACAGAUCCCUUCCUUGUUCAGUGAGAUGUUCACAGAUCUCGGAUCAGGAUUUGGACUGCUUUUAUGUUAAGAAGGAGGCACUGCCCCACCUCCAUGAAUGUAUUCUCUUAUGAUUCGGAGGCUGCAUCUCUGCAUCAGUUGAAGGCUCUCCAUGCCUGACUUGCCUGAUACUGCAA